Molecule: messenger RNA, 1874 nt
Organism: Trachemys scripta elegans
Lineage: Eukaryota; Metazoa; Chordata; Testudines; Emydidae
Gene: NFKBIB
Product: NFKB inhibitor beta
Exons: 6
Coding region: 82-1263 (393 amino acids)
Biological process (GO): signal transduction; cellular response to lipopolysaccharide
Cellular component (GO): cytosol
Molecular function (GO): protein binding
Source: RefSeq, a predicted model, not a curated record
GGCGCCCCGGAGCCAGCGGCGCCGGCCCGGGCAUGGCAGCGGCGCCCCGCGAGCCGCGGGGUUAGGGCGGGUCGCACAGCGAUGGCGGAGCCGCAGCAGCGGCCGGGCCCGGGGCCGGGGCCGGGGCCGGGCGAGGCCAAGCGGCCGGAGGCGGGCGAGGACUGGUGCGACAGCGGCCUGGGCUCCCUGAGCGAGGGGCAGCUCAGCCAGAUCCAGGAGGGCCUGGGGGGCCCGCACCCCCCUACUGCCGUCCCCGUGACCUCUGACCCCUGCCCCGGGGGUCGCCCUGUGACCUCUGACCCCGGGGGUCGCCCCGUGACCUCUGACCCCGGUGGCCCCAAGACCCCCGACUCCUGCGGGUCGGGCUCGGAGCGCCUGGACUCUGCCCUCGGCGACUCCCUGGGCGAGGACGAAGCCGGCUGGGGGGCGGCCGUGGGGCAGGAGCUGGGGGCGAUCACCCAGGGCGUGGAGGCCGUGCGGCUCGGGGAGACGCCCGCGGUGGCCCCCGAGGCCUGGCUGCACCACGUCCUGGGCUUCGUGACCGAGGACGGGGACACAGCCCUCCACCUGGCUGUGAUUCAUGAGCAUGAGGCCUUUCUGGAUUCUAUCCUGCAGUAUAUGGCUAGGACAGAAUACUUGGAUCUGCAGAACGACCUGGGCCAGACGGCAUUGCAUAUUGCAGUCAUCCUCGGCGCCUCCAACUUUGUCCGCAAGCUGAUGGCAGCCGGGGCGGGGCUCUGCGUGCAGGAGAGAGCUGGCCACACAGCGCUGCACCUGGCGUGCCGGGAGGGCUGGCGGGACUGCGCACAGUGCCUCCUGGCAGCGCUGAGCGGGCACUGGCCCGGCAAGGGGAAUGACGCCUGCGCUCAGUUGGACUGCACCAAUUAUGAUGGUUACACGCCGCUGCACGUGGCUGUCCUGCGGAAGGACCUCGAAGUGGUCAAGCUCCUUGUGGAUGCCGGAGCCGAUCUCAACAAGGCGGAGAUGAGCUGCGGGCGGAGUCCCCUCCACUUGGCAGUGGAGUCGCAGAGCCCGGAAGUGGUGGAGUGCCUGCUGCGCGCCGGUGCGGACCCGAGGGCCCGGAUGAACGCCGGUUACACCCCCAUCUAUAGCGCCGUGCACAGGCCCAGCCAGAAGAUCUUGCAGCUGCUCCGGGAGUUCGGCUCGGAGGAGCCCGACUGGGACUCGGAGGAGAGCCCGGCUGACAGCAGCGACGAGGACUACGACGACAUCGUCAUCAACAGUGGACACUAUAAGAACUGACGGGGCUGGGCCGGCAUCGCCUGCAGCGUGAGCCGUUCCCCAUCUCCAUAAGACUCGCAUCCUGCCCUGUCGCUGUGGGAAUAAAUUUGGCAGUGGCGCAAUCUCUCCGUUCGCAUCUAGUUCCAACUACUUAUCCAAAGGCUGCAGUCUCUGGCUGUUACUUGGAACCAGUAGCUAAAAUUCACCAGAGCUUUGAUCUAAUCCGUUUAUUUCCCCUCUCACUUGUUCGUUUUCCUCCGUGUUUCUUAGUUUAGUCAGUUUAUAUCGAGUUAUUUGGAUUACGUUCAAAUUUUAAAAAAUGGUAUUUCGGCACUUGCUGCUUUUUGCAGUCGCAGCUGGGAUGGAUUGUCGGCAGGAUUUCUCUGUUCGCUGUAUCCUUUGCCCUGUCGAGCCUCCGGCCGUUUGCUUUCGAAGCGGGAGCGUCAUCCCUACCCGUGCAAGGGGUCUUGCUGGAGUCCACGGAUGCUAGUCGCAUAACCAAGCAAUUCGGGUCAGUGGGGAGCCGCACAAAACGGGGUGCGGGCCUGGCUGGCUUUUAGCUGCCUUUCAGACAUCUUGGGCCUGUUUGCUUUUAUCUUGAGAAGCAGGGAGCACCACCUUACUCCAGGGGC